UGUUCCGUGUUUAUGUUUAAUUUGUUGUUAAAAUGUCUGCUAAAAGAAUUCGAGGAAAGAACUUUUCCGAGCAGGAAGAACAUGUUCUAAUUGAUCUCGUGCUGUUGAAAAAGGAUAUUCUGCAGGACAAGAAGAAAGAUGCCGCAACUUGGCGAAGGAAGGCUGAAACGUGGGAGCAACUGGCCGCGGAGUUUAGGGCACAAACAGGGACCGACCGAACGUGUGCUGCCCUGCGGGAAAAAUACGAUAAUAUGAAGAAAAAUUCCCGGAAUAAGUACAGAGGAGUCAAGAACUGGGACCACGAAAGGGAACUCUCUGUUGCAGGAAGUUCAUGGUGUUCCAGGUCCUCAAUGACGGAUAACAAUGAGGGACAUAUAGGAAACACCACCACCACCCCGCUGGAAAACCAGUUUGACAGCGACGGAAACUUCCAGUUAAUAAAUGUAGCCAAAGAAGAAAAUCCUUCAAUCAGCUCGAAAAACUCAGAUAGCUCCCAAUUACUGCAGAACAUUGAUGAUAUCGACGACCCCGAGGUAUCCAUCCUAGAGGCUUCUCAAAGAUGGAAGGCGAAAAGAUUAAGGGAAUGCGGUUCUCCAACUUUGCCACAAAUCAAUAGAUCACCCCGCACCGAAAAGGAGCAGGUUGAAUUGUUUAAGCUACAACAGCAGUAUUAUAGAGACCAGAACUCCAGAGCCGCUGAACAACACAAAUACGAAGUAGAGAAACAAAUUGUUGAACUGCAAACGGCUCGAUUGAAGAACCAAUUACUUGAAAUGGAAAUCGAAGUAAAACGCGAAGAACUAGCUAAAAUUAAGCAAACUAAUUUAAGUUAGUUAAACUGUCCAAAGAAUCAAAACUGAGACUUUUAUGUUAAAAGUUAAUACUCACCUGAUUUAUGUAUCUAUACGCGAACGAAUCUCCAUUUUGAACUAGAAAAUCGACAUUAAUUACAAGUAUUUAAGACAAUCCAUUGACAAGAGGACAUUAGAAUAUAUUGAAAAAUAUAUAUUUAGUUCGAUUUCCAAAUUUGGAAUACUUUAAACAAAUCAGACCCCUACCUAAGGUUCA
Molecule: messenger RNA, 1068 nt
Organism: Drosophila subpulchrella
Lineage: Eukaryota; Metazoa; Arthropoda; Insecta; Diptera; Drosophilidae
Exons: 3
Coding region: 33-833 (266 amino acids)
Source: RefSeq, a predicted model, not a curated record